UAGACAGCAGAAGCCCUGUCCCUCUGAUGGACAACACUAUGACUCACUGGAAGUUUCCUUUACUAGUCUCUAGAGACAGAUUUAGGGAUGAACUGAGGAUGAAUGUAAACCAGCACACUCGAAUGGCCUCUCCGUACGGCCAGCCCCAACCUGGUUAUGGCCAGCACGGCUAUGCUCCACUGGAUGGGGGAUACCUUGCUCCCUACAAUGGUCCUGGUUCAGCGUACCAGACCGGGGCUCCACCACAAGGUUAUACUCCUUUCACAACCUUUCCCUAUAAGGCUGUGACAGCCCACCCAGUCUCUGACCUCUCCUCUCCUCUUGACUUAGGUCCUACCAGGGGUCCUCCCACCUCUGGACCCCCUCCAGCUUCAGCACCACAGCAAUAUAAUCAGUACAGUCAGAGCCAAGGGGACAUACAGAAUGGACCCCCAUCAGCGACCCAAGCACCACCCAGGUCUGCUGUGUCUCAGCCAUACAACCAGGGAGCUAUGAACCUGUCAGGGCAGCGCUUCUCCUAUCCGCAGCACUAUGGGCCCCCACCCACAAUGCAGCAGGUCACCAACCAGAUGACUGGGAUGCAGAUCGCCUCUGGACCACCGACCCCUGCAGGGCCAGGAUAUGUUCCACCUCACAGCUCCCAGCCUCCUGUCACUACUGCCUACUCGGCUACACCCCUAUCCUCCCAAACCCAAGCCCCUCCCCCAGCGUCCUCUGCUUCCACCCAGCUACCACCUCCUACGGGCCCUGCAGCUUCUCAGCAGUACUAUGGAGGCCCACCACCUUCUUCUCAACAGCCAUUCAACUCUUCACUUCCCCCUACCUCUCAACAGCAGUUCACCUCCUCUGCACCGCCACCUCCUCCUCAGCAAACGUUACCUCCCUCCUCCUAUUCAGGUCUUAUGCCUCCACCCAGCCAAGCUCCUGCUCCCCCAGCGUCCCAGCCACAGCAAGCCUUCCUUCCAACUCAGCCUCCAUUUUCUUCAGCACCCUCACCUGUCAGCCAGCCUUCCUUCAUCUCUGGCCCCCCUCCACCUGCCCAGGGCUCCUUCCCACCUACAGCACCCCCUCCUUCUUCUCAGCCUGGGCCUUUUCCUCCUCUUGGUCCUCCUCCAACCUCAGCUCCCUCUGGCCAUUUUUCAGGCCCCAUGCCACCCCAGCAGCAGCCCCCUCUAUCCCAGCCAUCCCCCUAUCACUCAGGUCCCCCUCCUCCCAGAGCUCAGAUGCCUCCCACUUCCAUGGCCCAAAGCAACCACCUGCCUCCAGGACCACAGGGCCCACCUGGGCCUCCUGGGCCCCUGCAGCAGCCUCCAUCUCACCCUGGAAUGCAAGGAGGAUAUCCCCCUCAGCAAAAUGGUGCGUUUGGGCAGACAAGAGGCCCUCAGCCUGGCUAUGCAGGCCCUUAUCCUGGGCAACCAAACUAUGGAGCCCCUGCACCAGCACCAGCUCCUGCUCCCCCUGCUCAGAAAAGACUUGAUCCAGAUGCCAUUCCUAGCCCGAUCCAGGUAAUAGAGGACGAUAAGGCAAAGACCACAGAGCCAUUCACCACAGGGGUCAGGGGUCAAGUCCCACCUCUGGUCACCACCAACUUCCAGGUCAAAGACCAAGGGAAUGCCAGUCCUAGGUUUAUUCGCUGUACAGCCUACAAUAUGCCUUGCACAGCCGAUAUGGCCAAGCAGUGUCCUGUGCCACUGGCUGCUGUCCUCAAGCCCCUCGCCACACUGCCACCAGAUGAGACCCCCCCAUACCUGGUGGACCAUGGAGAGAGUGGUCCAAUCCGCUGCAACCGCUGCAAGGCCUACAUGUGUCCGUACAUGCAGUUCAUAGAGGGAGGUCGACGCUUCCAGUGUGCGUUUUGCAGCUGCAUCACAGAGGUGCCUCCACAUUACUUCCAGCAUCUGGACCACACUGGUAAGAGGGUGGACUGUUAUGAGAGGCCGGAGCUUUCUCUGGGCAGCUACGAGUUCCUGGCCACUCUCGACUACUGUAAGAACAACAAGAUUCCUCAGCCUCCAGCCUUCAUCUUCCUUAUCGAUGUGUCCUACAGUGCUGUGAAGAGCGGCAUGGUCGGCAUCAUCUGCCAAGAACUCAAGACCCUCAUAGACUACCUGCCCAGGGAGAACCCAGAAAUGGAGUCUGUUGUGCGGGUGGGUUUUGUCACCUACAACAAAGUUUUGCACUUCUACAAUGUCAAGUCGAGCCUGGCCCAGCCCCAGAUGCUGGUGGUGUCGGAUGUAUCGGACAUGUUUGUACCCCUGCUCGACGGUUUCUUGGUCAAUGUAAACGAGAGCCGACUAGUCAUCGAGAGUUUGCUGGACCAGAUCCCAGAGAUGUUUGCAGACACCAGGGAGACAGAGACUGUCUUUGGACCUGUCAUCCAGGCAGGACUAGAAGCACUCAAGGCUGCAGACAGUGCAGGGAAGCUGUUUGUGUUUCACACGUCUUUACCCAUCGCAGAGGCUCCUGGAAAACUAAAGAACAGAGAAGACAAGAAGCUGAUUGGGACAGAUAAGGAGAAGUCUCUGUUUCAGCCCCAGGUGAGCUUCUACAACACCCUUGCCAAAGAGUGUGUAGCCCAGGGCUGCUGUGUGGAUCUCUUCCUCUUCCCCAACCAGUAUGUGGAUGUUGCUACAUUAGGAGUGGUUCCUGUCUCCACUGGAGGUUCAAUCUACAAAUAUACCUACUUUCAGGCUCAGUCGGAUCAGGAGCGAUUCCUGAAAGACCUCAGACGAGAUAUUCAGAAACCGGUAGGGUUUGAUGCUGUCAUGAGGGUGCGAACCAGCACAGGUUUCCGAGCAACAGACUUCUUCGGCUCCUUUUUCAUGAGUAACACCACAGAUGUGGAGCUGGCAGGCCUGGACUGUGACAAGGCCAUCACUGUCGAGUUUAAACAUGAUGACAAGCUCAAUGAGGAGACGGGGGCACUCAUGCAGUGUGCCGUGCUAUACACCAGUUGCAGUGGCCAAAGGCGUCUCCGCAUCCACAACAUGGCCAUCAAUUGCUGUUCUCAGCUGGCUGACCUCUACCGCAACUGUGAGACCGACACAAUCAUCAACUUCUUCUCUAAAUACGCUUUCCGUGGUGUCCUGAACAACCCCACUAAGGUGGUGAGAGAUACUCUGGUCAACCAGUGUGCUCAGAUUCUGGCCUGCUACCGGAAGAACUGUGCAAGUCCUUCAUCGGCUGGUCAGUUGAUCCUCCCAGAAUGCAUGAAGCUGUUACCUGUCUAUUUGAACUGCGUGCUGAAGAGUGACAUGCUGCUGCCGGGAGCUGAUGUCUCGCUGGAUGACCGCGCUUACCUGAGACAGCUGAUCAGCUGCAUGGAUGUCACAGAGAGCCAUGUCUUCUUCUACCCCCGCCUGCUGCCUCUGAUGAAGCUGGAAAGCGGGUCGUUGCCGGUGGCGGUGAGGGACUCGGAGGAGAGGCUGUCAAAAGGCGGAGUUUACCUCCUGGAAACGGGGCUCCACCUCUUCCUGUGGAAAAAAGCCAGCGUACAGCGGGAGCUACUGCUCAACAUCUUUGGCUCGCAGAGCUUCAACCAGAUCGACCCAACCAUGACAAGUUUGCCAGUACUGGACAACCCGUUCUCUCAGAGACUGAGAGAGAUCAUUGACUCAUUCAGAGCACAGCGAUCACGAUACAUGAAGCUGAUAGUGGUGAAACAGGAAGACAGAGCCGAGCUGUUAUUCAGGCAUUUCUUGGUUGAGGACAAGAGCGCCAGCGGGGGAGCAUCAUACGUGGACUUCUUGUGUCACAUGCACAAGGAGAUCCGUCAGCUUCUCAGCUAGGCCCCCAGACUCCCACCUUCAACUGUAUGACCCCCACCACUGACCCCACUCUGGUUCACCCUCCUUGUGAAAGAAAGAAAGCGCUUUUUCUGUUUUUUUUUUUUUUUUGUUUUUUUGUUUUUUUUUGUU
This is a messenger RNA of Monopterus albus (swamp eel), 3917 nucleotides long. RefSeq names its product SEC24 homolog C, COPII coat complex component (gene sec24c). Gene Ontology annotation, cellular component: endoplasmic reticulum exit site; COPII vesicle coat. The record is from RefSeq and is a predicted model, not a curated record. NCBI's taxonomy places the organism in Eukaryota, Metazoa, Chordata, Actinopteri, Synbranchiformes, Synbranchidae. Gene Ontology annotation, biological process: endoplasmic reticulum to Golgi vesicle-mediated transport; intracellular protein transport; COPII-coated vesicle cargo loading. Gene Ontology annotation, molecular function: zinc ion binding; SNARE binding.